GUCUAUGCAGCUCAAUGUGACAGUAGAAUUACCUUCGCACCGUACCAGCCUCUGUCCACCUAGUUCUGCCUUUUCUAUUUUAUAAGUUACUACUUCGUAUGUAGAGAAAACUUUUAAAGAAACUUUAAAUAUGCUCUCAUCCGUGCUGCUUCUUCUUUUUUUAUCCUUCUACCGGGGUUUGCCCGGUUUUGCAUCGGCUUCUCCCGCCGUGGAGGAAGCCUACAAGGCGGUGGUUAGCGUCGUUUCUCCUGGCCAGCAGCAUCUGACCGGGGCGUCCCUCCGUUCCCUCUUUAAUACACUGGAGAAACGUGUGCAAUGUGGUGAAGUGCCGUGUGAAAAGUGUGAUCUGGUAGGUGCCGUUCAUCAGCUCAUUGGCAAUCACUCCGUCCACGGACAAGAAGAGAUCGGGAAAUUAGGAGAAAACAUGACUGUCAGUGUGUCUCAGUUCCCUGCUCUUGCUGCUGGCAGUGUCCUGUAUCUCUCUUCCCCUGCUCUGGUCUGCACUGCCGUAAGCCAGGGAAAGUGGGCAGAAGAGACUGAACAAUUCUUACACAAAUUCACACAUCAUGACCACAAGCAAGCGCCACACCAUGACCACGACCACAUAGAUGUUCAUGGAUUAGAGGCCCUGCUUCAAGAGCUGCACGACCACUAUGAGCCAUCACACAGUGAGGAUACCCAGACCUGUGUAACUCCCAAAGGCAUCAUGACAGAGGUUGAUGCUUCAAUGAGUAACCACGUGCAGGAAGUGGGUGCAGUUUUGGGCCGUGUCCUGUAUCACGCCCUUCAAGGUCGCUGCUUUGUUGGUCUGUCCCUGCCUGAAGAGAGCUUCUUCUUGGACUACAUCAUGUACCAACUGGGCUCAGAAAAUGUCACUAUUAAGGAUUUGGAGACUUUAAUGAAGAGUCUGAACCUUGGGCCAGAAAACGACCAUGACCACGAGCAUGAGCAUGAACAUGGACAUGGACAUGAACAUAGGGAAGAGCAUGCUGAACAUGUUAAUCAUGAUCACAGCAGACAGAGAGGGAGAAAGAUCCAUCAGCGUCAUGGAGACCAUGAGAGUAAUAACACCUGGGAGCAUCGCUGUUUCUCAGCUGAAGAACUGGUUCAAAUCUACAGCCUGGCUGAAAACAGCUCAGCCUCCUCUGGUAUGGGUCGAUCUGAAGUGGUUCGUCUCACCCCUGCAUUUGUCCAGCAGAUCCUGAGUGGAGCCUGUGCAGAUGUCACAGAACCAGUGGCACCAGAUGGGCUCUCCAAGACAGACAGAUACCUCUAUGCAACCCUCGCCAACGUGCUGAUAACUCUGGCCUCCAUGUUUGGCAUUGUGUUGCUGCUGUGUACUGCGUGUACCAAUAUUUUCCAGUUAUGUAUCCAGUUUUGCAUCAGCAUGGCAGUAGGUUCGCUGACUGGAGAUGCCCUGCUGCACCUAUUACCCAUGGUUUUGGGUUUACAUGUGCACUCAGAUGAUGGCAGCAGUCAGUCAAGUCAUGAUCAUGAAGAAACUCCAGACUACAUAUACAAGAUGUUAGCAGGAAUUGGUGGGAUCUACUUAUUUUACCUGAUGGAAAAGACUUUCUCUCUGGUCACUCAUAAUAAAAAUCAGCACCACCAUGGGGAGGAAUCUGAGCCUCACCACUGUGACCAUGGAAGAGUUUUAGAGAUGUAUCAUCAAGAAAAGAAACAGAGAGACAAAUCACAGUCAUCUUCAAAAGCAGACCUGGUUGACAAUGAGGUUGAGAAAAAAGAGCGCACAAGAAACCAGCGUCUGCUGCCUUAUAUGAUUACUAUUGGUGACUCCAUCCACAACUUUGCAGACGGGUUAGCAAUAGGUGCUGCUUUUGGUGUGUCAUGGAAGUCUGGUUUAGCCACAUCACUGGCUGUUCUCUGCCACGAAUUACCACAUGAACUCGGAGAUUUUGCCGUAUUGCUCUACAGCGGUCUGUCGGUACGCAGGGCAUUGCUUUUAAACUUCUGCAGUGCUUUGACCUCAUUCAUUGGCCUGUAUAUUGCUCUAUCUGUAGCCACUGACCUCGCAGCCAAACAGUGGAUAACUGCUGUUGCUACAGGACUUUUUAUGUACGUGGGACUGGCUGAUAUGCUUCCUACAAUGAUCCAUACUGUUAGCAAGAGACCUUGGCUGAUGUUUCUGCUGCAAAAUCUCGGCCUUCUGACUGGGUGGGGUAUUUUGCUGUUACUGUCAGUUUAUGAAGACAAAAUAAGCUUUUAAUACUUUUCAUUUUGAGCUAUUGCCCUGUCCAUUGGGUUCAUCUUGUUUUGGGACCAGAAGGACAUUUUGUAAAGCUUUUGGACACCAAUCACAUUGACAGGAGUAUAUUAACAUUUACUCAUAGUGACUACAAGGAAACCACAAAGACAUAUUUAGAAGUCGAUGUAGACGAACACAGCCAGAUAAUCUAUGGAGCCAAAGCACCUUUUAAGUUUUUUUUGUUUUUUGGGAAUAAAAUGAAUAAAAUGUUUCGCGACAUGCAGAUGAACUUCUAUUCUCCUCACAUGGUUAUGUUACCACAUGUAACAGUGCUAACAGCAGCAUCCCUGUGCUGGGCAAAAAUAUUAGGUACAUGUGCCUCCCCCUCCCUCCCAACCUAACCUAGAGAUUUCUAACAAGAGUUUUUAAUGAAUUAUUGAGGCUUUUGUAAUGAAUUGCAUUAGAUGUAGCUGAGAAUAUUUCAACUGUGAGUUGAAGAGAAUAUUACUGCAUUUAUAAUAAAUAUUGUAUGAAUGUUAUUGAAUGUGUUAUAUAAAUGCAAAAUUGUUUAAUAACCUUUACUUUUGUCUUCACUGCUCAGAUGCCUUGUUUGUCACAUUUUUUCCUAUAUUCCUCUCUUGAUCUUGCUCUGUCAUAAAGUAAAUACACACCUCAGUAUCAGGCAUAAAUGCUUACCAGGUUAAGUGAAGGAUGUCACUUGGAAGAAGGCUAGUUUUCCAAUUUAUAAAAGACAAAUGUUAUUCACUGCAAAUUACUGGGUCAUUGUACAGAAUUUGGUACAAAGUUAUUGAAUCUAUUUAAAUUAGUGUGUUAGAGCAGGGAAAUGGCUAAAACCUGCAGGACUGUGGCCCUCGAGGGCUGGAGUUGAAUGACGCUACUCUGCACGUACCAGAGUUAUUUACGGUGUUCCACAGGCUUCUGAACUAGGACCACUUAUGCUCUCUGUAUACAUGCUCAAUGCUUCCUUUUGUGAAAUGCAACAUUCAUUACCUGGCCCCCAAAAAAGACCACCUUUAACUUUGAAUUCUGUACACAAUCACUGGGAAAAAAAAUUAGUGAAGCUAAUGCUGUGCCACAAAAUUUAUUUUCAUGUAGAGUUGCAUGAUUUUUUCACCAAGAUCAUGUUUUAUUUUGUUAUGGUAAUUCUCCCCCAGC
Messenger RNA from Melanotaenia boesemani (Boeseman's rainbowfish), 3382 nucleotides. It is a transcript of the gene slc39a4, whose product is annotated as solute carrier family 39 member 4. Gene Ontology annotation, cellular component: membrane. Gene Ontology annotation, molecular function: zinc ion transmembrane transporter activity. The transcript has 12 exons. The record is from RefSeq and is a predicted model, not a curated record. Gene Ontology annotation, biological process: intracellular zinc ion homeostasis; zinc ion import across plasma membrane. Bases 131 to 2227 code for a protein of 698 amino acids. Lineage: Eukaryota; Metazoa; Chordata; Actinopteri; Atheriniformes; Melanotaeniidae.